Messenger RNA from Trichoplax adhaerens, 675 nucleotides. RefSeq lists its product as uncharacterized. Gene Ontology annotation, molecular function: G protein-coupled receptor activity. Lineage: Eukaryota; Metazoa; Placozoa; Uniplacotomia; Trichoplacea; Trichoplacidae. The record is from RefSeq and is a predicted model, not a curated record. Gene Ontology annotation, cellular component: membrane. The annotation marks the transcript as partial. Gene Ontology annotation, biological process: G protein-coupled receptor signaling pathway. The transcript has a single exon.
ACCACAUUAAAUGCAGCAGGAUUUAUCUUUAAUUCGAUAGUGAUGGCCUACAUUAUUCGAAAUCGCUAUACUCAAAAUGCUGUAAACUAUCUCGUCGGUAACUUAAUAUUAUCCAAUAUCUUGAAUUCCUUCCAGUGGAGUUGUGGUAACAUUUAUGUGGCUAUAGUGCAACAAGCUGGUUGGUCAUUUGCAUUAAUGAAUAUUAUCUGUAAGUUCAGCAUUUACUUCUGGUUAGUAUGUUAUACCGCUUCAGUUGGAACACUAAAGUUAUUGAGUAUUGAGAGGUAUCGAGCAAUAAUUCAUCCUCUUAACCCUCGAUUACACGGUCGCAAGCUUAUUAUUAUCCUUGUAAUUUUGUGGCUAUUCGCGAUAAUAAUUUCUUUACCGGUUCUAUAUAGUGUAGCAGCCAAUGAAAUUCUCAAAUACGACUGUAUUGUUAAUAUUAGUCAGUCUAUAUUCCAUUUAGUGCAUAUAAUAUUUUUGAACUUUAUCGAUUAUAUUCUUCCUGUUUGUGUUAUGAUAUAUUGUUAUACAAAAGUUAUUAUCAAGUUAAGAAAGACAUCAGUCCAGGCUUUACGAAAUAAGAAGUUAUCAGCUGGCGAACGUCGAAAAAAGCGCGUCGUUAAAAUGUCAAUAAUUUUAACCGUGUGCUUUAUUAUAAGUGCUUUACCUUGG